CCUGCCUGUGUGUUGGCCGCCUGCUGUGCAUCCCUUCUCUCCUCACCCCUGCAGACUUCAGUCAUUCAGGUGAUACUGUUCAUGAUGAUGCGCCGUCUUCUGAGCGUAUUGGCCCUUACGCUGCUCAGCAGUUACUUGGGCGUUACGGCAGCGGAGGCCAGUCCUGACCCUCCUCCUCCUCCUCCCCCUCCUGGUGGUACUGGGGGUGGUGGUGUUCCCUUUGGGGCCCCUGGUGCUGCUGGUCGUGGUCCUGGUGUUCUUAACGGUCGUCGUGUUGGUGGUGGUGGUCGACGUGGUCCUUUUUCUGGUGGUCCUCCAGGUUUUCCUCCGUCACGGCCAGGUGAGCCUCCUCUAACCUGGAGCUUACAACCUAAGGCCCGAAGCGACCCCCCGCCACGAAAACUACUUCCGGUACCUGACCACCUAAAGAACCUAAGCAAGGCCACAUUACCUGAAAGACCGCAGCCUGGUUCUCCUGACCUGCCACACCCACCACAUCAAGCACCACCGCACCCAAAACCUGUGGAGCAACGACCUGUCCAACAAGAACAGCGUGUCGACUCACCACAAGGUCCACCGAGCACCAAUCCGAAACAACAAGACGCCGGCAAAGGAGCAGUGAGCGGAGGACUGGUACAUGUGUCUCGAUCAGACGGG
This is a messenger RNA of Trypanosoma grayi, 657 nucleotides long. RefSeq lists its product as hypothetical. The annotation marks the transcript as partial. The transcript has a single exon. The record is from RefSeq and is a predicted model, not a curated record. NCBI's taxonomy places the organism in Eukaryota, Euglenozoa, Kinetoplastea, Trypanosomatida, Trypanosomatidae.